Molecule: messenger RNA, 837 nt
Organism: Colletotrichum spaethianum
Lineage: Eukaryota; Fungi; Ascomycota; Sordariomycetes; Glomerellales; Glomerellaceae
Product: putative oxidoreductase
Exons: 2
Coding region: 1-837 (278 amino acids)
Source: RefSeq, a predicted model, not a curated record
AUGGCAUCGCGCUCUAAGGAACGGGCUGAAAAAGCAAUUCAAACAAUCACGAGCACUACCUCCACACUUAAGAAUCCCGGUAUUGUCAAGUUCCUUCAUCUGGACCUCGACGAUCUCGAUGUUGUGAAGUCGGCCGCUGCAUCCUUCGCGCAACAGGAAUCCAAGUUGGACGUUCUCUGGAACAACGCCGGCAUGGGUGCUCUCAUUCUGCCAGCCGGUUCGAGAACUAAACAAGGGUUUGAGUCCAUGAUUGGCAUGCACUGCAUCGCUGCGCAGCUCUUUACACACCUCCUGCUUCCCCAGCUUCGCGCCGCCGUCGCCAGCGCCCCAAAGGGAUCGGUUCGUGUCGUGUGGACGUCGAGCUUCCUUGCUGACUUGAAAUCGCCCACCCAUGGCGUCGAGUUCAACCUACUCGAAAAGGGUACGAUGGACCGUGAGCGCAAUUAUGCCCAGUCAAAGGCCGGAAACUGGUUGCUUGGUUGCGAGAUGGCAUCUCGCCAUGGCCCUGAGGGCAUCGUCAGUGUUACCCAAAACCCUGGCAAUCUGAGGGCGGGCUCGUAUGCUGGAGUCUCAGCUCUAGCCAUGCUUUUCAUCAAUUAUUUGUUUCUUCAUGAGACCAAAUUUGGUGGUUACACGGAAUUAUAUGCUGGACUUUCACCAGACAUCUCGCUCGAGAACAAUGGCGCCUAUGUAAUUCCUUGGGGACGGAUCCGCUCUGAGGAAAACUGUCCAAGGAAAGAUAUUGUGAAUGCUAUGAAGUCUGAAGCAGAAGGUGGACUAGGAUACGCGACUAAAUUCUGGGAUUGGUGUGAGGAGCAAUGGAAGCCUUUUGUCUAG